Molecule: messenger RNA, 1368 nt
Organism: Lithohypha guttulata
Lineage: Eukaryota; Fungi; Ascomycota; Eurotiomycetes; Chaetothyriales; Trichomeriaceae
Exons: 2
Coding region: 1-1368 (455 amino acids)
Biological process (GO): transmembrane transport
Cellular component (GO): membrane
Molecular function (GO): transmembrane transporter activity
Source: RefSeq, a predicted model, not a curated record
AUGGCCGCUUAUCUUCACAAAGAGCCUGCGGGCGUUGAGCUCAAGGAAGUUGAUGGCCAUAGCUCCCCAGAUACCUCGAAGGUGUUCGACAAUGAGGUUAGCAAUGUGCCAGAGAAGUACAGAGGUACGAAUGCCGACGCUCGAGACAUGAGUGUUUUGGGCAAGAAGCAGGUGUUGCGCAAGCUGCUCAGCUAUUACGCCGGCUGGCUCACCGGUCUAGGCUGGCAGGUAUACCUUGCUUCUGUGGCCUUUUUGGUCGGCACUAUCAUCCAGGGUCUGAUUGCUUUGAACGUGCCCACCUACGUCUGGCAAAAUUGGCACGGUACUCUGCUGGCCAUUGCCGUGGCUGUAUUUUCGAUCGCCUUUAACACAGUGCUGGCGUCGCGACUACCACUUACUGAAGGUCUGAUUCUGAUUCUUCACAUCACUGGCUUCUUCGCUAUCAUCAUCACUCUCUGGGUUAUGGGACCUCGCGGCGAGCCUCGUGAGGUCAUCCUCACAUUCACCAACAACGGAGGUUGGGCCACCACUGGACUUUCGUCAAUGGUUGGCUUGCUUGCACCUAUUGCUGUUCUCGUCGGCUAUGAUUGUUCAGCUCAUAUGGCUGAGGAGAUCAAGGACGCAGCCACCACAUUACCCAACGCUAUCAUGGCUUCAGUAGCUCUCAACGCCACGCUUGCCUUCAUCAUGAGUGUUACGCUCAUCUUCACAGUCGGCGAUAUCGAGAGUGUCUUAUCCGGAGUCACCGGCUACCCAUUUAUUCAGAUCUUUUUCAACGCGACGCAGAGCUAUGCUGCCACAAACGUCUUAACAGCGAUUGUCAUCAUCAUGUUGACGGGUUGCUGUAUCUCUGAGCUUGCUGCCGCAUCACGUCAAGUCUGGUCAUUUGCCCGAGAUCAAGGUCUGCCUGGCUGGUCCUGGCUUUCGCAGGUGUCACCUGGUUGGAAUAUUCCACUGCCAGCUGUCAUCGUCUCCUUGGUGAUCACGGCACUUCUCGCCUGUAUCAACAUCGGUUCUUCUGUCGCUUUGAAUGCCAUUACAUCUCUUGGCGCACUUGCAACACUGUUCUCCUACUAUCUUACAAUCAGCUGCAUCGUCUGGCGAAGACUCACUGGUCCACCGCUGCCGCAUCGAAAAUGGUCACUGGGCAGCUGGGGUCUUACCGUCAAUGUUGCAGCUUUACUUUUCCUUACACCUCUGAUAUUCUUCAUCACUUGGCCUUUGGUGACGCCAGUUACGGCAAGUACAAUGAAUUGGUCCAGCGUCAUGUUGAUCGGAGUCUUCAUUAUUUCGACCAUUUAUUAUUUCGUGAAAGGCAGGAAGGAGUACGAAGGUCCAGUCGUAUGGAUGAACCGGAACGACGAAUAA